Lytechinus variegatus (green sea urchin) is the source of this 3592-nucleotide messenger RNA. It is a transcript of the gene srp72, whose product is annotated as signal recognition particle subunit SRP72-like. Gene Ontology annotation, biological process: SRP-dependent cotranslational protein targeting to membrane. Bases 64 to 2061 code for a protein of 665 amino acids. The transcript has 17 exons. The record is from RefSeq and is a predicted model, not a curated record. Gene Ontology annotation, cellular component: signal recognition particle, endoplasmic reticulum targeting. Lineage: Eukaryota; Metazoa; Echinodermata; Echinoidea; Temnopleuroida; Toxopneustidae. Gene Ontology annotation, molecular function: protein binding; ribosome binding; 7S RNA binding.
GAUUUUGUUAUCGUACUUCAGCCAGUUAACGUGGCUUACAGUAACUGGCGUGUGUGUGCCAAAAUGUCGAAACAAAAGACACCUGAAGUGAAUUUAGCAAAUCUUUACCACGAACUGAACAAGUUUGCUCAAAAUGCUGAUUACAGUAAUCCCAGGGCACUCAACGUUGCGAAUAAGAUAUUAAAAGCUAAUCGUGGAGAUGAGACUGCUUUCCAGUGCAAGAUCAUUUGUUUGAUUCAUCAAACUCAGUUUCAGAUUGCUCUUAAGGAAAUAGUCAACAACCCUAAUGUAGCCAGUGGUUUGUCCUUUGAGAAGGCUUACUGCCAGUAUCGACUGAACAAGAUUCCAGAAGCUUUAUCAACCAUCAGAAAUGUUUCUGACCCAAGCCCAAAGCUCCAGGAGUUGCUUGGCCAAGUGCUUUACAGAUUAGAGCAAUACAGUGAGUGUGUCAACGUAUACAAAAACUUGAUCAAAAAUACAUCAGAUGAUUAUGAAGAAGAAAGACAGACCAAUCUAUCAGCCGUCAUUGCUGGCCUUAAACUGUGGGAGAAUAAAGAUGUGGAUGAUCCAGGACUGGAGGAUGAAACUUGGGAGCUUAGUUUCAAUCGAGCAUGUUUGCUGAUUGGUCAAGGGAAUUACCCAGAAGCCCUUGCACAGUUAGUCCAGGCUGAAAAGCUUUGCCGAGAGAUGAUGGAGGAGGAUGAUGAUGUUGAAGCUGAACUUGGAAUAAUCUAUGUUCAAAGAGCUUAUGUGUUACAGCUACAAGGCAUGAAUGAUGAAGCUAUCAAACUAUAUAAUCAAGUUGUUAAAGCGAGGCCUUCAGAUAUUGGGCUAAUGGCAGUGGCUUCUGCUAACAUUAUCUCACUAAACAAAGAUCAAAAUGUAUUUGAUUCCAAGAAGAAGGUUAAGGCUACCAUGGUUUCUGGUCUGGAGAACAAACUGACCAAAGGUCAAAAGUCACUCAUGUCAUACAAUAGGUUCCUUCUUCUACUCUACACUAAUCAGUUUGAGCAGUGUCGCAAGUUGCUUUCCACCAUGAAAUCAGAUGACUAUGGAGAAGAGAUGCUGUGUCUUCUUCAGGCUAGUCUCUUCUGUCGUCAGAAACAGAUUCCUAAAGCCGUCCAGGUUAUUCAGGACUUUGUUAGUUCUCAUGAUAAUGUUGGUUUGCCUACUCAACUGACUGUAGCCCAGCUGUUUUUGCUUCAAGGAAAUAUUUCCAAAGCUUGUGAUGUCCUUCAGUCUCUGGAUGGCAGUAGUCACAGACCUGCCAUCGUCUCAACACUGGUGGCGCUCUACGUUGGUAUGGAGAAUGGGGAAUCCGCCAUUGGUGUACUGGACGAAGCUGUUAAUUGGUACAAGCAAUAUGGGGGCCCUCAGAAUGAGUUGAAUAUUCUUCUUCGUGAGAAUACAGCUUUCAAAUUGAAGAGAGGUCAGUCCCAGGCAGCCACUUCCAUGUUAGAAGAUCUAAGAAGGUCUAACCCAGGAGAUAUCAAAACCCUAGCUCAGCUUAUAUCAGCCUACUCCAAGUUUGACCCCAAAAGAGCACAAGAACUAAGUAAAGAGCUACCAUCAGUAGCUCAGCUCUCUGCUGAUGUAGAUGUAGAUGUAUUAGAGAAUACUCCUCUAACACUAAGCACUAGACAACUGAAGAAAGGAGGAAAGACUGACGGAGAAAAGACUGGUGCUGUAACAUCAGUUGAAGAGAUGAAGAAGAAAAGAAAACGAAAGAGAAAACCCCAGCUGCCCAAGAAUUUUGACUCCUCGGUAGCACCAGACCCUGAGCGAUGGUUACCAAUGAGAGAAAGGUCAUACUUUAAGGGAAAGAGACGACGAGAUAAGAAGGGAGGAGUAGGCAAAGGAACACAGGGAGCUACAGCAGGCAGUGGAGAUAUGGAUGCCAGCAAGCCAAGCAGUGUACCAAACUCACCCCGCCCUGGAUCACAGACAAGUAGCAAUACAGCCUCCCCCUCACCAGCUAACCCCACCCCCAGGCAACAGAAACCAGCCUCAGCUGCUGCUAAGAAGAACAAAGCAAAGAAGAAGAGGGGAGGAAAAUGGUAGAAUGUGAUAGAAGGAAUGAUGAUUAAGGGAAAAGGAUUCAGGAAGGGGGGCAAUAUUCAAUCUCUAUUCUUUGAAACACAGUUAAUUGUGAUGUGAUGAAAACAGAUCAACAUUGAAAAAGCUCUGCAGAGACAAAACAAAUUGAUACAACUUAGCCAACUAAAGUUAUGUUCUUUGCUGCUUAUGACAUUUCUUUGUAAAUCAUGCCAAAAUUUGAUUACUUUACAAUUUCUUUGCAUUUUGUUUUGACUCUUUUGUUGACAAACACAACAGGGAAUAAUUAAAGUUCUCAAAUUUGAUAAGGAGUUUUCAUCAAUGGGAACAAACUAAAAAAUUAUGUACAGUCCUUAAAAAAAUCUACUACAAAACACAUGUAUGUAGCAGUUUUUUAAAAAUACUUAGCAAAUUUCAAUGCAAUUCUUAGAAAAUUAUUCCCUACACAAUAAAAAAAAACAAUCCUAAGUUCAUUAGUUGUUUAUAUUUUUUUCAUUCUAGUUCCAGAUUAUAACACAUUGUGUUUUCUAUUACUCAUUAAAAAUUAAAACCUACAGCCAAAUGUUUUUUUACUGCAAUUAAUUGAGUUCCCUUGUUAUCAGCAUGUAAAACCACUCUGAAUGUUUGACUUACUCACCUAAUCUCUCUGUAGGAUUUUAUUAUUUAUAUCUUGGUCACAUUUGUUCUAUGGCAGCAGUAUGGCGAGUAAAAAUCAGUCGUUUUGUUCAUUUUUAUUCAAACCACCUAUGUAGCUGUUACAAAAAAUUUGUAAAACAGCUGUUUUUUACUUGCUGUCCAGCCACUGUAGAGCAAAUGUGACUGAGGUAUUAUUUGAUAUAUGAAUGAAUAUCCAACUUAUGUCUUUUAUUCAUUACACAAACAAUAUAGUUUUAAUGAAGCAAUUCUUCUAUUGUUAAAGGGCCUCAAUUUGGCUAUCUAUUUUUUAAUAAUGUACAAUAAUUUUUGUUGUGAUACCCUCAAUGUGCAAUUCAGCAUAAAUCAAGACAGUAUGUUUGCUGAAAUUUAGCUUGUAGUAAUAAAAUGUCAUUUAUUUAUGAUAAGAUCAAAAGAAAGCUUGAUUUUACAAUUCCCUUGACUUAUAUGAUUUGGAUGAAAAGGGUUAAAAUGAGACAGAUAAAAUAUUUAAAUUUCAUUGAAUUUUGACAAGGAAUAACAUAGUUAUGAUGUUAAAUGUUUUUAAUUUUGUCAGUGAAAAAUACUCAGCACGUCCUCAUGAAUUAUUUUAGAUUGAAGUUAUUUAUAUUCAACUUUCCUCCUACAUUGUAAAACAGAAUUGAUUCAUGAUUUAAUGUGUCAAAUCAUUACUAAACUGGAUCAUUUUUUACAUGUGAGACAUGUUUUCUACAUACAAUAUAUAUGUCUGAAAAUAUAAUGCAGAUAUCAUGUAAUAACAUUAAUCCUCUCCACGCGUACUUCGAAUCAAUGCACAAACAAUCAAUACAUUGUUUCCUUACCUGAACAUAUUCCAACAUAGGGGUUCAUGGCCCAGCACACAAAGAGUUAAACAAAAGGGAGA